Molecule: messenger RNA, 2322 nt
Organism: Eimeria maxima
Lineage: Eukaryota; Apicomplexa; Conoidasida; Eucoccidiorida; Eimeriidae
Product: Heat repeat family protein, related, related
Exons: 11
Coding region: 1-2322 (773 amino acids)
Source: RefSeq, a predicted model, not a curated record
AUGAGUCGCUUCUUUUUGUCAUUAGAUUCUCUCAAUGGCACAGCAGAAGAGGACAUCUCGUCUAUCGAUCGUCUACGGCGGUUUGCCAACAGCAAGAUGGCCUCCCAGCGAGUGUUAGCCGCAGGGUUAUUAGUGGAGGUAUUAGCUGAGGGUGCAGCAGCAGCAGAAGGGUUUGAGCUGCAGCAGCUGCUGCAGCAAAUAGCACGCUUCUUUCCUGUGCAGCAGCAGCAGCAGCAGCUGCAGCUGCAGCACGGGGACGGAAAAGGUGCUAAAUCCAGCAGCAGCAGCAGCAACAGCAACAGCACCAGCAACGGCAGCAGCAGCAGCAGCAGCAAGAAGGGGUUCCUUGGGUCAAUCUUCUCUGCUAAGUCCCUCUCUCGCAUGCUGUGGGGCCCCCAUGAGGGGGCCCCCCAAGGCGAAUGGGGGGCCCCCAGUGAUGAUAGGGGCCCCAGGGGGGCCCUCUGUGCUAGAGGGGGAGAUAUUGCUGCUUGUCUUAUUCAGGCAGACCCAGACAACGGGUAUAAUAGGGUUUGUAGCGAGUUGCUGCCCUUCUUCGAGGGUUUGCUGCAUGCAGCAUCAGAUAUACAAACAAUGAAGGCAGCAGCAGAUGCAAUUCUGCUUAUUGGGACCCAUCUAAGGCCAUCAGAUCGUUUAUGUUAUGUAUUACCAAUAGGUUUACGUUUAAGUCAAUAUAAUGAUUGUUUAUCUUUGCGUUUUUUUUCUUCUUCUUUUCUCUUUUUUAUUUCUGAUCUAUUUGCUGCUGAUCUAAAAUAUCAUUUGCUUCUUCCUCAAUUCUUAUUCCUUGCUUAUGAAGAUAUUCAUCCUAUGAUGUCUCCUGGUUUGGGUGAGGAGACAGUGGAGAAGCGGGUGCUGCCGCUGUUGCUGCAUCUACAAUCUGCUGCUGCUGCUGCUGAUGGUAGAAAGGAAGAAAGGACUGCAGCAGCUGCUUCUAUGUUCGAUCUAGCAAAGUCUGUGUCUGCUGCUGUGCGGCUUGACGUGCUGCUGCCCGCCUUGUUAGACUUCCUUAAGGCACCAGAACCUUGUGUCCGCUUGGCAGCAAAGCAGCAGCUUUGCUUUUUCUUAACUUCUGUUGCUGAGUUCCUUCCUCUGGAUGGUGCUGCUCCUGCUGCAGUGCAGCAGCAGCAGCAGCAGCAGAAGAAGCAGCAGAAGGCACGGGUGCAACGUCAUCAAGGCAGUUCAAGGAACGAAAUGGAGCCCUGUGAGCAGCAGCAACAGCAGCAGCAGCAGCAGCAGCAGCAGCAGCAACUGGAAGACGAAGGAUGCCAUACAGAAUCAGCAGACACGUACAACAGCAAAGACAGCAGCAACGGCAGCAACAGCAGCAAGGUGUCUUGCGAGGAAGCAGCAGGAGUAAGCGAUGCAGCAGAGACAUCUGCAGCAACAGAAGCAGCAGCAACAACAACAGCAACAGCAGCAACAGCAGCAACAGAGACAGCAGCAACAGGAGGAUCUUGCCAAGAGCAAGAAGGAGCGACAAAGGAGAGCACAUCUGCACUAGCAACAAAAGCAGCAAAAGCAGCAUCAGCAGCAGGGGACAGAGCAGCAGCAGCGGCAGCAGCAGCAGCAGCAGCAGAUCGUUUGAUGCUGCUGCUGCAUGAGUAUUGCUGCUUAACUGAGCCAGCAGCAGCAGCAGCAGAAGAAGAAGAGACAGAUUGUACAUUCAUAUAUAGAGACACUAUGCAAGUUUAUGCAGGGGAGGGUGGUGGUGGGGAGUCGGACUGCUGCUGCUGCAGUCUCUGCCAGAGCACGAGGAGACAGAUAGCAGAGAUGAACUUUGGUUACCGCCCUACAGAGAAUGCAGCAGCAGCAGCAGCAGCAGCAGCAGCAGAAAUAGGAGCAGGCAUGUUGCUGCCUAUGUCUGCUGCAGCAUGUGCAAGCUUUACAUUUGCUGCUGUUGCUGCUGCAGCAACAGCAGCAAGAUGGCCGCUGCUGCGCUGCUGCUUCAGGAACCUACUAACGCAUCCCUGCACAGCGGCAAGUCGUCUAUACACAGCAGCAGCAGCAGCAGCAACGGCACCAACAGAAGCUGCAGCAGCAACGGAAGAAGCAGCAGCAGCAGCAGCAGCAGCAACAGCAACGGGGGAUGCUGUGAAUGUUUUUGCUGCUGCAGCCAACAGCAGCAGCAGCAGCAACAGCAGCAGCAGCAGCAGCAAGGAGAGAGGAAAGUCUGCAGCAAAUGCGCAGAAGAGAGAAGGAGACGCGAAGAAGAAUUCUCUGAUGCAGUGCGGCGACUUCUUAAUGAUGAAAGUACCGUCAGGGAUGCUUUUGUUUUUUUUUUUUUUGGUUUUUUUCAUUUUUUAG